Molecule: messenger RNA, 492 nt
Organism: Knipowitschia caucasica
Lineage: Eukaryota; Metazoa; Chordata; Actinopteri; Gobiiformes; Gobiidae
Source: the annotation of a GenBank genome assembly
AUGUCGUCUGUCAACAUGGGAAAGCUCACCUACUCACGGGACCUCCUCUUGGAACUCCGCGACGCAGCACCAACGCCAGAGGAAAGAUUCCUUCACGACCUACCCCCAGAGUUACAUCGCGGGCAAAGGCAAAAGCGGAUAAGAAGGAAAAGGGGUUCCAGAGGUGGGAUACGCAACAGGUUAAGGAGAAGGGGGAGCCGGCUGCCGCUACCAGCCAUCACAUUGUCAAAUGUGCGAACGCUCCGGAAUAAAACAGACGAACUUUCAGCGCUAAUAAAGUCGGAUCUGGAUUACCAACGAACCAGUCUCUUCUGCUUCACGGAGACCUGGCUCACUAGAGACGUGGACUUUGAGCUAGAAGGAUACAACAUCAUUCGGUUUGAUAGAGACGCUGUCAAAACACGGAAGGCAAUUGGGGGCGGGGUCUGCAUGGCUGUAAACAAACGGUGGGCCACCAACUACACAACUUCAACCAAGCUGCAGAGCGCAUAG